Messenger RNA from Ipomoea triloba (trilobed morning glory), 309 nucleotides. RefSeq names its product NADH dehydrogenase [ubiquinone] 1 beta subcomplex subunit 7. Gene Ontology annotation, cellular component: mitochondrion. NCBI's taxonomy places the organism in Eukaryota, Viridiplantae, Streptophyta, Magnoliopsida, Solanales, Convolvulaceae. The record is from RefSeq and is a predicted model, not a curated record. Bases 1 to 309 code for a protein of 102 amino acids. The transcript has a single exon.
AUGGAGGUGCCAGGGUCGUCGAAGAAGAUGAUAGCUACGCAAGCAGAGAUGGUUGAGGCGAAGGUGCCGCUUGGAUACAGGGAUCAAUGCGCCCACCUGCUGAUCCCUCUCAACAAGUGCCGCCAGGCGGAGUUGUACCUGCCUUGGAAGUGCGAGAACGAGCGCCACUCCUACGAGAAGUGCGAAUACGAGCUUGUUAUGGAGCGGAUGCUCCAGAUGCAGAAGAUCCGCCAGCAGGAGGCAGCCCACCUCAAACACGGUGGCGCCCAGCAGUCCAUUCCCCUAGCUCCCAAGACUGCCAAUGCCUAG